AUCAUUAUUAGCUGCUAAGAAAAUUGAAGCUCGUUCACUGCAUUACAAAGUAAGAAAGAUGAGCAACCCCACCAAAACACAUCAUCACUGUCUUUGUUAUUGUGACCACAGAGAGUUGACAAAUGAGGAGGUAGUUAAAAUCUAAGGGAAACUAUAUCAAUUUUUAACUAACCCCAUCUUCCGUCCCAUGUAUAUUUGGACUAUUGGACCCCCCCACAACCUUCCCUCUGUAUUUAUUUGGUCCUGGUGAGAAGGCCAUGAAGAGAGCUCCUUGUCUUCAAAAUAAUGAUGGUCAGAUCCUUUGAGUAGUUUCCUGUGGCCCUUCUCUUGUUCUGGCCCUAUAUGGGGCUCCACAGAGGGUACAAAAAACCUACCUGACUUGUACCUGAAACCACCUGCACAUCGUAGUUUCGAAGUCUUCUGUAUGUAUCGGAACCUUUUUAUCACCAGUUUCUGUCAUGCCACUAUGCCUUGUUUUCAUUUAUUACUUUUCAUCUUGGUCCUCUUGUCAUUGAGCCUUGGUUCUGCUUCUUGGUGCCCACGUAACUAUGCUCAACAAAAGAAUAGAGAAUUUGAGCAGAAGACUGAUCGUUUCUGGGAGUUCCAAGAGCAAUCCAAUACCUGGGUUGAAGUGGAGCUGCCAUAUGAACUUGUCUCUUGUGUUAAUGACAACUGUACUACAGUGGGUAAAAUUCAUCCAGUAACAAGAGAUGUAGAUGAGAACUUAGAAAGAGAGAAUAAUGAUUCCAAGAAAAAUGAGAAUCUGAAAAGGAAGGUUGAAGAUGGAGGAACAGAAGCGAAUUCUGAGAUUGUUCUGCCUUUGAGGAAGAGAAUUUCUCUGACUAAAAUGUCUGAGUCAUCCAUUUGGGUCACUGGUGAAAGUGGGUCUAUCUAUGAGAGGUUCUGGAAUGGAAUCCAGUGGGUGAUAGCACCCCAUGAUCUGCCAGUAUUGACUGGUCAUGCAAUCUGUGUCUUUAUUGUCAAUCAAACUAUUCUUGCUCUAUCAGAAGCAGGAACCCUAUAUCAGAUGAUACUCGGUGAGAGCUCACAGCCAAUUUGGGUAGAGUUCACACCUACUCUCGACGAAAGCACAAAUAGAGAAGCAGAACAAAGUUCAUUGAUGCUAAUAAAUUCCGGCCUCAUUUCUCAUGAUGGGCUGAAAAUUUAUUUCUGCACAAAGAAUGGCUCGUUAUUAGAACUCAGUGAGGCAGAGCCUCCAAGAUGGGAAAAUCACGGGCGACCACCUGGUGCAGAUGUUGCAGCAAUUGUUGAUGCUGCUACUAUUAGACCAGACGUAGUAUAUACCAUAAGUUCCACAGGAGAUCUUUAUGAAUAUGAUAGGAGCUCAAAGCCAUCAUGGAAGAAGCAUAUAUGGGCAGAAGGGACAAUAGUAGAUGCUUCUCUGAUGCCAUCAAUGGGAUGCACACUACAUGGCUUGAGUGGAGAAUACUCCAUCUCUCUUUUUCUUCUAACUAAGGGUGGUAAAUUGGUAGAGAGACGAUUAAACCAAAGGAAGUGGAAAUGGAUAGUCCAUGGAAGUCCCAAAGAUCAUAAGUUGACAUCUAUCACACCAGUUGUACAAGAUGAGACAAACGAAAAAUUCUUAUCAUUAUUUUUCACCACGUCGUCUGGAUCGGUUUUUGGGUAUCGAAUAUUGAAACAGUCAGGUGAGUGAAGCAGGUGGUAUAAAUUCUUCAGAAUCUAAAAACGAUGAGGCCUUUCACUAUUCCUUUUCUUAUGCUUUCUAAUGAUAUUCCUCCAUGGAGUCAGUGAAGGACAGUUGCAUAACAAGGACAAUCUACAUAUGUUUCUCCCUUUU
Molecule: messenger RNA, 1819 nt
Organism: Populus euphratica (Euphrates poplar)
Lineage: Eukaryota; Viridiplantae; Streptophyta; Magnoliopsida; Malpighiales; Salicaceae
Exons: 6
Coding region: 425-1675 (416 amino acids)
Source: RefSeq, a predicted model, not a curated record